Molecule: messenger RNA, 2237 nt
Organism: Benincasa hispida (wax gourd)
Lineage: Eukaryota; Viridiplantae; Streptophyta; Magnoliopsida; Cucurbitales; Cucurbitaceae
Product: NADP-dependent malic enzyme 4, chloroplastic-like
Biological process (GO): pyruvate metabolic process; malate metabolic process
Cellular component (GO): chloroplast
Molecular function (GO): NAD binding; malate dehydrogenase (decarboxylating) (NADP+) activity
Source: RefSeq, a predicted model, not a curated record
GCACAUUAGAGGCUUCUUCUCCCUUGUCUUCCUCCUUAAGACUCUCCCAUUUGCUUCUCUUAGUUUCUUGUUUUUUCACAUCUAAGACUCUUUCCCUUCACCAUUUUUUAGCCAUGACUUGUUGAAUCGAUGCAUUUUUCUGACGGUGGGGCAAUCGAAAGGAACCACAACGUCUUGAUGGAGAACUCAUUGAAGGACUCGGUUCUUGAUUUCUACAAUGAGAACAGGGCCACGGAGGACCAGGGUGUCACUCCUUGGACCGUCUCUGUUGCUAGUGGAUAUAACUUACUCCGGGAUCCACAUCACAAUAAAGGUCUAGCCUUCACAGAGAAAGAGAGAGAUGCCCAUUACUUGCGUGGUCUUUUGCCUCCUACUGUCAUUUCUCAAGAUCUUCAGGUAAAGAAGCUGUUAAACAACCUACGACAAUAUCAAGUUCCUCUGCAGAAAUACAUGGCCAUGAUGGAUCUUCAGGAAAGCAAUGAAAACUUGUUCUAUAAGCUUCUGAUUGAGCAUGUUGAGGAGUUACUUCCAGUGGUCUAUACUCCAACUGUAGGGGAAGCAUGUCAGAAAUAUGGAAGCAUCUUCAGACGGCCUCAGGGUCUUUAUAUUACUUUGAAGGAGAAAGGGAAGAUCUUAGAGGUUUUAAGAAACUGGCCGGAGACGAAUAUUCAAGUCAUCGUUGUCACUGAUGGCGAGCGGAUCUUGGGAUUGGGUGAUCUUGGCUGCCAGGGUAUGGGAAUUCCAGUUGGAAAGCUUUCACUCUAUAGUGCCCUUGGUGGUGUUCGUCCUUCUGCAUGCUUGCCUGUGACCAUUGAUGUGGGGACGAACAAUGAGAAGUUGUUGAACGACGAGUUCUACAUAGGGCUCAGGCAAAAAAGAGCUACUGGUCAGGAAUACACAGAGCUUGUCCACGAAUUCAUGACAGCGGUCAAACAGAAUUAUGGAGAAAAAAUCCUUAUUCAGUUUGAAGACUUUGCCAACCACAAUGCCUUCGAUCUGUUAGAAAAAUACAGCAAGACUCACCUUGUUUUUAACGACGAUAUUCAGGGGACAGCAUCUGUGGUCCUUGCAGGGAUUGUUGCAGCUCUGAAGCUAGUUGGUGGAACAUUGGCUGACCAUAAAUUCCUAUUUCUUGGUGCUGGGGAGGCAGGCACUGGGAUUGCAGAACUCAUUGCUCUAGAGAUGUCAAAAAAAACAAAUACCACUUUGGAAGAUGCUCGCAAGAAAAUCUGGCUUGUCGAUUCAAAGGGUCUAAUUGUUAGUUCUCGCAAGGAAUCACUCCAACACUUCAAGAAACCUUGGGCACACGAACAUGAACCAAUUAAGGAUCUUCUAGAUGUUGUGAAGGAUAUCAAACCAACAGCGUUGAUUGGGACAUCAGGCGUAGGAAAGACAUUUACCAAAGACGUUGUGGAGGCCAUGGCUGCCAUUAACGAGAAACCAAUAAUUCUUGCUCUUUCGAACCCCACUUCUCAGUCUGAAUGCACUGCUGAAGAGGCUUAUACAUGGACUGAGGGUCGCGCCAUUUUUGCUAGCGGUAGUCCAUUUGACCCUGUUGAAUACAAAGGAAAUGUCUUUGUACCUGGACAGGCAAAUAAUGCUUAUAUUUUUCCUGGCUUUGGUCUUGGAUUGAUCAUGUCCGGUACCAUCCGCGUUCGCGAUGACAUGCUCCUAGCAGCCUCGGAAGCUCUGGCUGCACAGGUUACGCAAGAGAACUUCGAUAAUGGACUUAUAUACCCUCCAUUUACCAACAUUAGAAAGAUUUCAACAAAUAUUGCUGCUAAAGUAGCUGAAAAAGCUUAUGAACUUGGUUUGGCGACUCGCCUUCCUCAACCGAAAAACUUGGUGAAGUAUGCCGAGAGCUGUAUGUACAAUCCUUCUUACCGAAAUUAUCGGUGAAGCUGUCGAGGUUUUCCUAGUUUUCCCUUUUUUUGUGUUCAAAUCACUUACACAUUAGCUUUUUUGUUAAUCAUUUGUUCAUCCCACCAACUUUUGUCCUGUAAGUUAAUUGAAGGGAUGAGAAGUAUGUGGGUUCUUAUAAUUGAGAUUGAGAGAUCAAGCACUCAUAGAUAGUCUGUAAAAGUUCAUACAUCCACCUGUUUUGUGAGAAAUAAAGGCCUUUAAUUAUUUUACUAUUCCCUUCAAAACCUGGCUCAAUAAGAACAUGCCAUUGUGGCAAUGACUUUCCCGGUUCAACUUUCUCUAGUUGUUGUGUAUAUUCUUCGUAUAUGCUUAUG